UCGCCGGAAGUGACGCAAACCGGAAGCAGCUUUCCACAGAGGACUGGGGGCGCGGUUUUGGAAAUUGGGCCUCGAGAUUGAGUGAGACCGAGCCAGUGCCGGCGUGGUUUCCAGGCCCCUGUCCAGUUCACAGCGGGUUGGAUCGGCACGCCUAUUGUUUUGUUUUUCGCUGCAGCGUGAAUGUCGUUGUCUCCCAGUGACUUCCGGGAGCGUCCCUACAGGAGGACCGAGGACCGGGUGUGGAGCGAGGAAGCCGCGCCCAAGUGGCUGCGCUGAGGCCGCCUGGAUGAGCCUCCGCGUUUCCGAGUUGAGCUCGCCUGAGCGGCGCGAGUUUCCUGGGCAUCCCGUGGUCCCCGCACCGUGUGGGCGGUUGUUGAUUGUCAGGACGCUCCCUGUAAUUCGGAAAGAGAAAACCCACCGUUUUCCAGCAUUUCCCUUGGAGGAGAACUAGGCAAUAGGAAAAAUGUCUAUUUUCCCUAAAAUAUCUUUGAGACUUGAGGUUGAAAAUUAUCUUAAGGCGGGCUUUAUGAAUAAGGAGAUUGUGUCUGCUUUAGGUAAACAAGAAGCAGAAAGGAAGUUUGAAACUCUGUUAAAUCACUUGUCACACCCUCCAUCAUUCACAACUGUCAGAGUAAAUACACAUCUAGCUUCAGUACAACAUGUGAAGAAUCUGUUAUUUGAUGAACUUCAGAAGCAGUUUAAUGGAUUAAGUGUUCCUAUUCUUCAACAUCCAGACCUUCAGGAUGUCUUACUUAUUCCUGUUAUUGGACCUAGGAAGAAUAUAAAAAAACAACAGUGUGAAGCCGUUGUUGGAGCCCAGUGUGGCAAUGCAGUGUUAAGAGGAGCCCAUGUCUAUGUUCCAGGAAUUGUGUCAGCUUCAAAAUUUGUGAAAGCUGGAGAUAUUAUUUCUGUAUACUCUGAUAUUAAAGGCAAAUGUAAGAAAGGAGCCAAAGAAUUUGAUGGAACAAAAGUAUUUCUUGGAAAUGGGAUUUCUGAAUUAAGCCGCAAAGAAAUCUUCAACGGGCUACGUGAACUGAAAGGUAUAGGCGUAAGAAUGACAGAACCAGUAUAUCUCAGCCCUUCAUUUGACAACGUACUGUCCAGCUACAUAUUUUUACAGAAUUUGCCAUCUGCUGUAGUAACUCAUGUUCUGGAUCCUCAGCCUGGAGAGAGGAUUCUAGAUUUGUGUGCAGCACCUGGAGGCAAGACAACACACAUUGCUGCAUUAAUGCAUGAUCAGGGAGAAGUUAUUGCACUGGAUAAAAUAUCUAACAAAGUAGAAAAAAUAAAGCAGAAUGCUUUAUUGUUAGGGUUGAAUUCCAUUAGGGCAUUUUGCUUUGAUGGAACAAAGGCGCUUAAACUCGAUACGGUUAAGGACGCAGAAGGAGAACCUCCAUUCUUACCAGAAUCCUUUGACCGAAUUCUUCUUGAUGCACCCUGCAGUGGAAUGGGACAGAGACCAAACAUGGCUUGUUCUUGGACUUUGAAGGAAGUGACAUCAUAUCAACCUUUACAGCGAAAACUCUUUACUGUGGCAGUGAAGCUGCUGAAGCCGGGGGGUGUGCUGGUUUAUAGUACAUGCACCAUCACACUGGCAGAAAAUGAAGAACAGGUUGCCUGGGCCCUCACAGCGUUUCCUGACCUUCAGCUUCAGCCACAGGAGCCACAGAUUGGAGGAGAAGGAAUGAUGGGCGCUGGCCUAUCAUUUGAACAGUUGAAACAGCUGCAGCGAUUUGAUCCAUCUGUUGUGCCGCUACAGGACACUGACACGGAAUCUCUCAGAGAUGCCAGAAUAGAAGACAUGAUUUGGCUGGCAAAUAAGGAUUGUAUAGGUUUUUUUAUUGCAAAAUUUGUAAAAUGUAAAAGCACGCAGGAGAAGGAUCCUUAGAAAUGAAAAUUCCAAACUUUUGCUGUGUGGUCCUUUUUUUUGGAAACCAAACUGUUGUCAGGCCAAGUGAUUGAUGGCAUGAUUGCUAAGGAAACAGAAAGGCUGCCAGCUGUUUCCCCAGGGAUCACGAGACUUGACCAAGAGGACUGCACUUCAUAGAGGAAAUAGGGUGGUGGUAUGAAAUUAUAUUUCGUGUUUUUAAUUUUUUUGUGGAUUUAUCAGAGUAUAAAGAAAAGGAGAUGCCUAUAGAUGUUUGGAACAUUUUAUUUUCAUUUGGGGGUCUUGUGUUUUAAUUUGUAAAGAAUACAAGUCAUUUUUAAUGUUAAAAUCGGCAAAUCUAACAAAAGGAACAAAAUUAGCAAUGUUUAAUUUG
Molecule: messenger RNA, 2261 nt
Organism: Ceratotherium simum simum (southern white rhinoceros)
Lineage: Eukaryota; Metazoa; Chordata; Mammalia; Perissodactyla; Rhinocerotidae
Gene: NSUN6
Product: NOP2/Sun RNA methyltransferase 6
Biological process (GO): RNA methylation
Molecular function (GO): RNA binding; RNA methyltransferase activity
Source: RefSeq, a predicted model, not a curated record